Messenger RNA from Penicillium macrosclerotiorum, 633 nucleotides. Its product is annotated as 40S ribosomal protein uS7. The record is from RefSeq and is a predicted model, not a curated record. Gene Ontology annotation, cellular component: ribosome; cytosolic small ribosomal subunit. The transcript has 5 exons. Gene Ontology annotation, biological process: ribosomal small subunit assembly; translation. Bases 1 to 633 code for a protein of 210 amino acids. Gene Ontology annotation, molecular function: rRNA binding; structural constituent of ribosome; mRNA binding. Lineage: Eukaryota; Fungi; Ascomycota; Eurotiomycetes; Eurotiales; Aspergillaceae.
AUGUCUGACAACGGGGAAAUUACCGCCGUCUCGGUCCUCCCCAAGGAGGUGGCCGCCAACGCCAACGCCGGUGUGCUGCUGUUCAACAAGUGGAGCUACGAUGAUGUCGAGAUCCGUGAUAUCUCCCUGACCGACUACAUCCAGAUCCGCCAGCCCGUGUACACCUCGCACUCUGCCGGUCGUUAUGCCGCCAAGCGUUUCCGCAAGGCUCAGUGCCCCAUCAUUGAGCGUCUGACCAACUCGCUCAUGAUGAACGGCCGCAACAACGGAAAGAAGGCCAUGGCUGUCCGUAUUGUCGCUCACUCUUUCGAGAUCAUCAACAUCAUGUCCGACCAGAACCCCAUCCAGGUCGCUGUUGAUGCCAUUGUCAACUGCGGUGCCCGCGAAGACUCCACCCGUAUUGGCUCUGCCGGUACCGUCCGUCGCCAGGCCGUCGAUGUCUCUCCCCUGCGCCGUGUCAACACCGCUAUUGCUCUCCUGACCAUUGGUGCUCGUGAGGCCAGCUUCCGUAACAUCAAGUCUAUCUCCGAGUGCCUUGCUGAAGAGCUCCUGAACGCUGCCAAGGGUUCCUCCAACAGCUACGCCAUCAAGAAGAAGGACGAGCUCGAGCGUGUUGCCAAGUCCAACCGGUAA